AUUUUUCUGUUCGCAUACUUGUAGGCUUUGCAAAAAGCUUGGGAUGAUGCAUGCGCAGCUGAAGGAAGCGCACAAAUAACUAUUCCUUUCGGUGACUACUUAGUUGGGCCGGUUUUGUUCAAGGGAAAAUGUAAAGGACCCAUUACGAUCCAAUUAGAUGGAAAUUUGCUCGCUGAUACAAAUCUCAACCGGUACACGAGCAAUUGGCUUGAGUUUCAGUACAUCGAUGGGCUCACGAUUAGUGGUCGUGGCAAGCUCGAUGGACAGGGGACCACCGCUUGGCCCCACAAUAAUUGCCCAGACAAUUGGAAGUGCAAGCUUCUUCCAAUGACAAUGUCGCUGAGCUUUGUCACAAACUCAGCCAUAACCGGCAUCACCUCCCUCAACAGCAAGUUCUUCCACGUGAACAUGUUCGGCUGCAGCAACAUCGACAUCCACUCCAUCACGAUAACCGCCCCCGGCGACAGCCCCAACACCGAUGGGAUCCACAUGGGCGCCUCCUCUAACAUCAUCAUCACCAACUCCACCAUCGGCACCGGAGAUGACUGCGUCUCCGUCGGGUCGGGCACAACCAACGUGACCGUAUCUGGAGUCACGUGCGGGCCCGGCCACGGCAUCAGCGUCGGCAGUUUGGGCAAGGAUGAGGAUAAGGGGGAUGUCGUGGGGUUCAAUGUGAGGAACUCUAAGCUGAGUGGGACUGCAAACGGGAUCAGGAUCAAGACUUGGCAGGGCAAGAAGGAUGCUAAGAAUGUUGAACCCAUGAUGGUUUCGGGUUUCACGUUCGAUGAUGUUGUGAUGGAGAAUGUGAUGAAUCCGAUUAUUAUCGAUCAGGAGUAUUGUCCAUAUGCUUCUUGUGUGGAAUCGGAGCCAUCUAGAGUUCAGAUUAAGGAUAUUAAGUUCAACAACAUAAGAGGAACAUCAUCCUCUGCAGAGGUAAUCAAGUUGAGGUGCAGCAAGACUCAUCCAUGUGAAGGAUUGGAGCUCAAGAACAUCCAACUUCAGUAUAUUGGCAAUGACAAAGCAUUGAAGGAGACCGCUACUUGUGAGAAUGUUAAAGUGGUCUCAAGCAAUGUCAAGCCUGUCUCUUGCUAAAUAAAUAACUCCAUGUUCAAGUAUGAAGGAUGCCUAAGUUUAAGGAGUCCUUAAUUAUUUACUAUUGUGAUUAUGUUUGAUGUCUGACUUUGUAACAAAUUAUUGUAAAUUUAUUUGAUUUAAUAAAAAAAAGUACAAUGAAAUAAUUCUUCACAUGAAGGUUUAAAUA
Molecule: messenger RNA, 1261 nt
Organism: Asparagus officinalis (garden asparagus)
Lineage: Eukaryota; Viridiplantae; Streptophyta; Magnoliopsida; Asparagales; Asparagaceae
Product: polygalacturonase-like
Exons: 3
Coding region: 328-1092 (254 amino acids)
Biological process (GO): carbohydrate metabolic process
Molecular function (GO): polygalacturonase activity
Source: RefSeq, a predicted model, not a curated record